Messenger RNA from Amborella trichopoda, 963 nucleotides. NCBI's taxonomy places the organism in Eukaryota, Viridiplantae, Streptophyta, Magnoliopsida, Amborellales, Amborellaceae. The record is from RefSeq and is a predicted model, not a curated record.
AUGUGCAGCACCGCGGUGCCCGUCCCCACCGUGCGUGACACCGCCAUGACUGUUGCUGGUUUGGAGGAAGCCACGCACGUUACUGUCGUGAGCGUUGCUGCCAAGGAGGAAGCCGUCGUAUGCAUUACUGUCGUUGAGAUGACGAGGACUUGUGCCAAUAACUCGAGCUUGAGUAAUGGGAACACAAAGGCCUUCGGGGAGUCUUUCAAGACACUCGGGGCCAUGACUCAAAUGAUGAAGGACUAUAUGUCGGUCCCGGUUGCCUCUGCCCCAAACCAACAUGACAAUGGAUUGAUUGAGAGGUUUAGGAGACUUAAAGUGAGACUAGGGACCUUUAUGUUAGAAGGGGAUGCUGAGCACUGGUGGAGUUCGGUGAGGCAAUCUUGGGAAGAGAUAGGGAUUGUGGCAACCUGGGAAAGUUUUCUAGUGGCAUUUAAUGAGAAGUACUUCCCUGAUUCAAUUCGAGAAAGGAAAGAAGUGGAACUCAUUGAGUUGCGGUGCGGGAGACUAUCAGUGGUGCAGUAUGCAGCUAAAUUUGCAGAGCUCUCCUGCUAUGCACCACUUAUCAUCAAUACAAAAGCGUGUAAGGCGAGCAAGUUUGAGUGGGGCCUCAGGCUAGAUAUCCAAGGGAGAAAAAUGUCAGUCAAUCUUAAGACAUUCUCCCCAUUAGUUGACUUAGCCCUGAAGAUUGGGAGAGAUUGUGAAGAGUUCCAAUUGAGAAGGGAAGGGAGAGUAAGGUCUGCUCCGUCUGGUGGUUUUGGGAGUAAGACUUGGCCGCCUCCUAGAAAAGACUUUAGGGGAAGGCCUACUCAGGGUAAUGUGAAAAUCCAAAUGACCUUCCUGGGCGAUGUGAGUGAUAACUGGCGCCCGACCUGCUCAUACUGUGGAUUGAAUAAUCACUCUUCGACUGAGCGCUACAAGAAGUUGGAGAAAUGUUAUCGAUGUGACAAGCUGACCACCUGA